Molecule: messenger RNA, 1174 nt
Organism: Hypoxylon trugodes
Lineage: Eukaryota; Fungi; Ascomycota; Sordariomycetes; Xylariales; Hypoxylaceae
Exons: 2
Coding region: 24-962 (312 amino acids)
Source: RefSeq, a predicted model, not a curated record
AAAAUCCAAUAACAUCAAUCAACAUGCAUACUCCUCCUCUCACUAGACCUCCCCAUCUCUUCGAGAGACAGGAAGCCCACAUCAAAGUCAACGAUCUAGAAUUUGCUGUUUGCAAGUUACUAUUCUUUUUUAUCAAGGACCUUGUGGAACGCCAGGUUGUGGAUGAAGGGCAUCAGGCCCGCUUCUUGAUACUUACGUCCUGUAUUAGACCCGAGAUCAGAGCCGACCUAACGAUUAAUCAAGUCAUAUUCCAUGGCAUCCUAGGCCAGAUACCGAGUUCUGUCCUUAGCCGACAUUCACAUGCAAUUUUUCGUCCGAUCGUUGACCUUCUCUAUCUCGUCGUCAAGGGUCCACUUCCGUCAAAUCGACUAGAAGGCAUAAAACCAUUUGGGAAGAUAGAAGUCACACAAGGUCUCGAGGCUAUAUAUCGGAGUCCAGGAGUAUGUCCUCACCUGGCAACAGAACCGAUAUUAAACCACCAUUUUCACUUCUUCGCCUGCAACCUUUUCAUACUUGACUUAACGGAGGACCUAACAUUCUUCGUUUGCGCAAUGCGCGACGCAUUAGAAACCAGUUGGGACAAUCCCCGGCGCAUCAAGAACCUAUUCCGCCCCGUCGCCCAGUGGAUUCUUCCUCUUGGAGACAUACUCAUGUUCUAUACCGGCCGCUGCUUCUGGUCCUUACCACUCUUCAUAGAGCAUGGGGAACUGUACAGUCUUCAACUCUGCAGGACUCACGGCAAGAAACACCCGAUACCAGGCCUAACGCCAGACCGCUGGCGUUUCUGGCAGCGACGCGUCGAUGAGACCAUGAUCUUCCUCAUGGAUUUCGAGCGCCCAAUCAAAAGUCCGCCUGAUGACGCCGCCAAAGCUGUUUCUGAGAAGUUAAAAGAGUUAAUGCUCAUGCUGGAGGAGCCUAGGCCGUCUCCGUGUGAAAAAGAGAUGGGGAAAGAGGAUACCUAGCAGCGUAUAACAUUUAACUGCGUACCUAGAAUUGUUACUUUACCUAACUUCAUCCAUAUUUUGAUAGCGAAAGGGGGCGUCGUGAAUGAUUUUUGUUGGAUCCUAUUGGCGAAGGGUCGAAUGUUAGUCUUUAGGAAAACAGCGACUUUGCCAUUACCGGUUUCUUACACGCAUGGGCUUAUUUUCUUUAGUGACGACUAACUACAGUAACG